Molecule: messenger RNA, 1352 nt
Organism: Amborella trichopoda
Lineage: Eukaryota; Viridiplantae; Streptophyta; Magnoliopsida; Amborellales; Amborellaceae
Product: transcription elongation factor
Source: RefSeq, a predicted model, not a curated record
CUUUGUGGGCUUUCUUUCUCUCUCUAAAUUUCUUCCUUUCAAGAACUCUCUCUCUCUCUCUAAAUUUCUUCCUUUCAAGAACUCUCUCUCUAACCUCCUUUAUUGCAUGACCUCUAUCACCCUGCACCUUGUUUCCAGUUCUGUGCCCACCCCUCUCUCUCUUCAAAAUUGUGGUUUAUUCACAAAAGCCUCCCAUUUCCCACCUUCCAUCUCCUUGUUUGGUGGCCAUUUUUCUCUCUCUAAGCUCCCCUUUCCAUUUCUUGUUUCUUGGCCUUGUGGGGUCUUUUUCUCUCUCUAAAUUCCCUAUUCUCUCUCUUCUUCCAUCACCUUCUUCUCUCUCCUAUUCCAAAUUUUUCUCUCUAGAAAACAUGAAGAACCGGGCUUCUACGUUCCUGAAACAGAUGUUGUCAGUUAUUGGGUCCCUUGUGAAGGCCAAAUCGAGCUCAGUUAAACACAAGGCAGAAGCCAUUAAAACCAGGCUCAUAGUCUUUGGUUUACUGAGAAAUAAUAAGAAGGUUUUCACCACCAUUUCUCACAAAAUUCACCAUCUCCUCGGCCAAGAUGAUGACCAGUGCAAAGCCAUUGUUGUCUACAAUUCAAUGGCUUUGGAGCCAACAUCGGAGCUCUGCUUCAACAAACCAGAGGAAGAUGAAGAGUAUCCAGACCUGACCCACUCUCUCUUCGACUCGGAGGACACCGAGCUUGAAAACCCAGGCCAAUCUGCAAUUGAUCUGGUCAAGCAAUCAGUGAACACGGCAGAUUUCAAGCUCGAAGACGAGAUCGAUCAUGUCGCCGAUCUCUUCAUCAAGAGGUUUCAUAAGAGGAUAGAGAUGCAGAAGCAGCAGUCCUUUAAGAGGUAUGAGGAGAUGCUUAACAGGAGUGCCUAGAAGAAGUUAGAAAGAGAAAGUAACAGAGAUUGAUUGUAUUUAGAUGAUUUUAAGAGAACCCCACUUGCACUUAUACUUCGUUUUCAUGGAUUGAGCUGGUUCUGAUGUUUCAGAGGAGAGAGAAAUUAUCAGAUAAUUUUAGCCAAGAAUUUCCUCUCCAAUGUGGCUCUUUGCUUCUUCAGAGAAGAGGGAGAAAGACUAGACCUUGAUGCAUAUGUUCAAAUGGGGUUCUUCUAAAGUUUUUUCUCAGAGGAGAGAGAAACCUAGGCCCUCCCUUGAGUUGAUUAAGAUUAGAAUCUGUGAAACAAAAAUGCAGAAAUUGAUGACAAAUGGAAUUGGUUUUUAUAUGUGAUGACCUGUUGUUUAGGAAUUAGUAUAUGUAUGUACACCAUGGAUAUGUGGGCUCUAACUGUAUCUAUUCCCUUUCUACAUUUCAAAUAAAAAUCACCCUUCUGAAUGUGUACA